Molecule: messenger RNA, 1039 nt
Organism: Camelina sativa (false flax)
Lineage: Eukaryota; Viridiplantae; Streptophyta; Magnoliopsida; Brassicales; Brassicaceae
Source: RefSeq, a predicted model, not a curated record
GCCUCAAUUCAAUAGACGAUUCAUAUAAAUAUAAGAAUGUCCCCAUUGAAAUUUUACGCAUUACAAAAUCUCUGUGCUCUUGAUCUGCCUAAACAUAAUCAUGGAAGCUAUUCCAGAAUGCAAGUACCAAAUCGAAAAGAAUCCUGGACCCGAACAUGUUGGUACAAUCGCAGUGAAUACAAAAUUUGUCAGACCAGAUGACCAAGAUUCGAACAUCUCAAUUUCAUUACCUACCAAUGAAUUCACUGAAGUCGAAGAUUCUCCUCACAAAGAAAAACUCUAUUACUUCUUAAAAGAUUUAGGAGUUGAUGCACGAGACGCUCUCCAUUUAAUACAAGAACUCACCCUACUUGCAUGCAAAGUAACUUCAUCGUUUGAUUACCGCCCACAAUAUGCUUUGUUAAUUAGGUUGACGUUGACGUUGACGCUUCAUGCGGCUCCUUCGAGUACUGAAGGACCAGUACUCCUCGAUGAAUCUCAAGUCGAACCAGUCCUUGAUGACCCUCAAGUCGACGAAUCAUUCGUCGAUGACCCUCAACUCGACAAAUCAUUCAUCAAUGACCCUCAAGUCGACGAAUCAUUCAUCGAUGACUACGAUCAAGUCGAAUUCCUAGAUGAUUGUCUAGUCGACGAAUCAGUCAUCGAUGACUCUCAACUCGAAGAGGUGAUUCAAGCCUCCCUCGAAGAAGAUGACGAGAGGAGGAAUAUCGAGUUUAGACACGAAAGAAAAUUAAGAGUCGGGGCCUUGAGCAGGAGGAUAUACAAGAAGAGCAAACGAAAGACCAGCAUAAUUUCUAACCAGUGCACAAGAAAUAAGAGAAAACAAAAGACCUUGUCUAGUGAUAAUGAUGACAUGUGCACGAUUUGUUUAAUGGAGUUUAAAGACGGACGAAAAGUUGCUACUUUACUUUGUGGUCACGAAUUUCACAAUACGUGUAUAAUGAAAUGGAUUAAGUUUGGCGAUAAUUGUCCAUUGUGUCGCGUCGAGAUAGCACGUGAAGAUGAGGAGAUUCAUCAACUACGAAAUACAGUUUUCUAA